Fusarium pseudograminearum CS3096 is the source of this 2052-nucleotide messenger RNA. RefSeq lists its product as uncharacterized. Lineage: Eukaryota; Fungi; Ascomycota; Sordariomycetes; Hypocreales; Nectriaceae. Bases 1 to 2052 code for a protein of 683 amino acids. The record is from RefSeq and is a predicted model, not a curated record. The transcript is spliced from 2 exons. Gene Ontology annotation, biological process: positive regulation of transcription by RNA polymerase II. Gene Ontology annotation, molecular function: zinc ion binding; DNA-binding transcription factor activity, RNA polymerase II-specific; transcription cis-regulatory region binding. Gene Ontology annotation, cellular component: nucleus.
AUGUCUACGCUGCCCCCCGAUCAUCGCAAAGGCGUCUCGCGAGCUACCGAGAACACCGUCAACAUGACUGUAUCUCAGUCAACAAAGGCCAAGCCGGCUUCAAAAGCCUGCAAUGGCAAGCCCAAGACAAAGACUCAGAUGCACCGUCGCUCAAGAACAGGAUGCUACACUUGCCGUUUGCGACGCAAGAAAUGCGACGAGGGAACCCCCAUGUGCACAGCCUGCAAACAUCUCGGCUUGCAAUGCGAGUACAAGCGACCCAUGUGGUGGAGCAACAAUGAUAUGCGAAGGAAGCACAAAGAGGACAUCAAGAUGAUCAUCAAGCGCAAGAAGCUCUCUGAGAAGUCAUCCCACAACAUCCAGAACUCUGUCACCAGCUCUCCUCCUGGCCUCACCCACUCUCUUCCCACAUCAGCCACCUUCACAGAUCCCCUCGACCGCACAAGAUCUGCUUCCAUCGACUCACAAUUCCCCGGCGCUUUCAACUUCAACAGCCCCCCAAGUGGCAACGAGUAUGGCUUUGGUGCGCCCAUGCACCCCGAGUUCAUGUUCGGAAGCUACUCACCAUAUGAGAUUGAUGUCAAGACAGAACGACAAAUGUUUGUCAACGAUGUCCCUACAGUUCGCGAAUCACACAUCUCCACUUUCAGCACUUACCACACUCCUCCUCCUGCUGGUACAGUCCUUCCUCAUGGUCCUUUGGAUGGUGAGUGGACCGAGCAGGUCUUCCAAGAGCGCAAGCAAUCCCUCUCAGAAGAGACCCUCAACUGCAACUUCUUCGACUUUUCUCACGGCCCCUCAACAGAGUCGAGGCAAAUUCAGCUUGAGCUUGAUGAGAACGACCAGAGCCUAUUGGACCACUUUAUCCAAUUCGUGCUGCCAACAAUCUUCCCUAUCCUCGAGUCCAACCAGCACUGCUCAGUCGGCUCUGACCUCGUCCUUCCUGCUCUUCAAUCCAACAGCGCCUACCUUCAUUGCUGUCUGAGUGUUGCUGCCCAGCACCUCAAGUCGCACACCAACGCUCCCAAUGAGGACCUUGACAACGAUAUCAUGCGACACCGCUAUGCCACUAUCUGGGCUCUUUGCGAGGCGCUUAAGAAGGACGAGAACCACCAGCAGAUUCUCGAGGCUACUCUUGGUCUCAUCUUUUUCCAGUCUGUCGUCGGCCGAUACGAUGACGGCUUGCUGGACAUUCCUUGGCACCAGCACUUCCAGGCUGCUAUCAGCCUGGUGCAGAAGCUUGAUCUUCACGGCAUGGUCACUGAUCCUACCCGCGCUUCUAUGCAGACUCCCUUCAACAUGUCUCUCUCCUCAUGGAUUGACAUCCUUGGUGCUACCAUGAAGGGUCGAUCACCAACAUUUGCCCACACUUACCGUGAGAAGCACCUUUCUCAGUUCAACCCCAGCCUUGGCCUGCGCGAGCUUAUGGGAUGUGACGACCGAGUCAUGUACCUCAUUUCUGAGAUCGCCUGCCUUGAGUCUCUCAAGAAGGACGGCAUGGAUGACUUCACUCUCUGCCAGCAUGUAUCUGCCCUCGGCGAGCAAAUCAGCUUGACUGAGAUGGGCGAUGCGGGUCCCAAGAUGCCCUUCAACGCCAACGGCAGCCUUUCGCCUAAGCAGCUCUCCAAGAACAUGACCAUGGCCUUCCGCAUUGCUGCACGCAUCUACCUCUGCAGUCUGGUCCCUGGCUUCAACCCCCGACAACCUUCCACCAUGGGACUAGUUGAGAAGCUGACAAACGUGCUUCAGCACAUUCCCUCUGGGCCCAAUGGAUUUGACCGCAACCUUGCUUGGGUCUACCUCAUUGGCGGUUCCACCAGCGUCCCUGGUAGUACAUUCCGAGUUUUCUUUGAUGAUCGCCUUGUCCAACUUGGCGACUCUGCUCGAUUCGGCACCAUGGGACGUGUUUCCACCCUCUUGCAUGAGGUGUGGGCUCAGAAUGAUAGUCUCGCGGGUGUUAACACACCCGGAUCGACGACUGAGGCGGCCCAGCUGCACAUCCACUGGCGGGAUGUCAUGGAAUCCAAGGGGUGGGACUUUUUGUUGAUCUAA